GAUAUUUAAUGCUUGUUCACUGUCUGUUCCUCCCACAGCGCUCUCUAUCAUGUCUCAGUGUGGUGGAAGAAGUUAGAACAAUAGUUAAAAACAGAAAACUCAUACAAACAGUCUGGUUCCACCUGUAGUCCCCGCGGUGUACAGCACAACAAACAUCACACGUGUUUACAUUCAAACUCAAAUACCAGCUGAUCACAAUAAAACCCCAAUCAUUGAAAUAUCAAGUGACGCACAGUAUCAAUAAAAGUGGCACUGCGCAGUACAAGCGGCGAUCGAGCCAGAAGGCUCUCGUUUGCGUAAGGUCCCACGUUUUGCUGUGUGUGGAUUCCUUAAAAUAAACCGUUUUCUACUAUUAUCCGUUAUUUAUUUUUAACCUGUCAUGCUCUGAGGAAGAUCCACUAAAUGGUGAUUUACACAUACGAUACAUUUUAGAUGGCCGUUUUAUUGCAUGUUGUUUUAGCACUCUAUAGUCCUUUUGUGCAUGUGUUAAAUUUUAUCACCUUAACUACUUGUAUCAUUACUUUUAUAUUGAUACUGUGCAUCAGGUUGGCUGUACCUGGUAUUUGAGUUAGAAUAAUAGGCCUAUUUUUAAAUUGUAUCAGAACCAAGAUGGACUAGUCCAAUCAUUGUCCAGAAUUAAUUCUCACCCUCUGACAAGUCUUUUUCUGGGCCUGUCCUGGCCUUUUCUCUUUGUGUAAUUGUGUGAUAGAUGCACUUACCUACCUGUCCUUUCCAUCCACAGGUUCACAUUAUUGGUCACAUCCCUCCGGGAAUCUGUGCAAAGACCUGGAGCUGGAAUUAUUAUCGCAUCGUGAACAGGUCUGUAGGCGCGGAGCUAUAGCCCGUCCAGAAAAAAGCAAUGACAUGUAAACCUAUAAACUAGAGACAUUGCUACGUAUCUAGAGCCACGUUUCAUUCAGAUUAUAUAACUGCAUGUCAAACCAUGUCCAUUGGAUCCAUACCUACAUAAGCCCUCUCCUACUGCACAUACAGCCAUACCUCUCAUACAAUACAGGCGUAGUGAGAAUGUCUAGCUCUGUUUGUUAUUGUGAGUGAAUGUGUAUGUUUCUGCGGGUUUCUCAUUGGAGCUCUGAAUUCGUUGUGUGUCCCCCAGGUAUGAGAGCACCAUCUCGGCACAGUUCUUUGGACACACACACUUGGAUGAGUUUGAGAUUUUCUACGAUGAGGAAACCCUGACACGUCCGUUAUCUGUGGCCUUCAUUGCUCCCAGCAUCACAACCUAUGUGAAUCUAAACCCAGGUAAGGAGUCUUUAUCCCUACAAAGGAACACAUUGUGGCCACCAUAAUGAUUCCACAGAGGAUGUAGUUUGGAGCUAAUACAGCUUUGUGUUAGUCCAUCCCAGUGAUUGUUGAUGUUCUCCUAAUGCCAUUGUGUCAUUAUAUUGAAUAUUAUCGAGUGGCACAGGGACAUAGAUUAGGGCUUUCAUUGCUGUGACCAAUCGUUACCCAUGUGCAGGCGGACUGCCCCGCAGGUCUGUAUGUAAAUUAUAUAGCAUGGUUUUGACCGCCCCAAUGCCUAAUACCUCCUUUUAUUUUAUCACCCCUAUUGCUGGUCCCCAUAUCCCCUAAUAACUCACUCCAAGCCCCUCUGUCGGUCGCUCCUGCUGCAGUGAAAACAUUCAAAUUGUAAUGUUAUUGCACCUCAAACAUCUCAGUGUGGAAUAAACUAAAUCCAAAAAGAGGAUAACAUAGAUUAAAACCUUAAAUGACUUUAUCGCAGCCUCCGUGGGAUAUUUUGUAUAAUUUCAGCCGGGCUUUGCCCAUGGAUUGUUAAAUAUUUACAUUAAAAAGCUUUUUAGAAUUAUUGUACCUCAAGCAAUACUGUGUGGGCAUCGGUGUCUAGGGUGGUGGAUUGACCAAUUUGUGUAAAAAAGAUGAGGUGAUUGAAAAUACUCUGCAAACGUCUGUAAAAUGGCUAAUACCAUAAAGCAUGUUGAGAAGCGUAUUGCGCCAUAUUUCACCAACUCUAUUUUGGUGUUAUCGGAUACGCGGUAAGCUUGCCAUUAUAUGGGUGUCUUCUGGUUUAAUGAGCGGAAUGUAGGGAUCGACCGAUAUUGAUUUUUUUUAGAGCCAAUACCGAUACUGAUAAUCUGUUAACUUUCAGGCCGAUAGCCGAUAACUUGCCGAUAUUCUGUACAUUUACCAUUUUGAAAAAAUAAACUAUUUCUAAAAGGUAAAUGCACAAAAUAUAAAAGCCACAUGCACUGGAUGCAGUGUGUUUAGACAGUGGAGCUGUGUAUAUUUGUGUAGUGUGUAUAUAAUGAAUGCAGGGUGUGUUUGUGUAGUGUGUAUAGUUAAUGCAGUGACUGUGUAGUGUGUAUAUAAUGAAUGCAGAGUGUGUGUGUGUAGUGUGUGGUGUAUAAAGGGAAUGUAGUGUGUGUAAAGUGAAUGCAGUGUUUAGUGUGUAUAGCGAACGCAGUGUGUGUAUAGUGAAUGCAGUGUGUGUAGUGUGCGUAUAGUGAAUGCAGUGUGUUUGUAUAGUGUGUGUAUAUAAUGCCUACAAUGUGUAGUGUGUGUGUAUACAAUGUAGUGUGUCUGUGUAUAUAUGAUGCAGUGUUUGUAGUGUGUGUGUAUAAUGCAGUGUUUGUAGUAUGUGUGUGUAUAUAAUGCAGUGUGUGUGUAUAUAAUGCAGUGUGUGUAGUGUGUGCAUUAAACACACACACACACUACAUUCUAUACACACACACACACACUAAAUUAUAUAGACACACUACACUAUAUACACACUCUGCGUUAUAUUGUCAGGUUACCUUUGGUGUCUACCUCGGAGGAGGUUAGACACCUAGACGUCCAUCCUUCCAGGGGGGCUGACUCACCCGAUCCUUGCACUCCUCCCGGUCGUUUACACGCCGGCCGCGAUAGCUCCGCCUCCUUUUAUGACGCGGCGCUCAGUAGCCGACGUCAUGACGGCAAUCACGUUCCGACCCGUCAAUCACGGCAACCAAGUGCCGAACAACGAAUCAGGACUCGUUGGGGGCGGAGCCAACAGUUAAAGAGCCAAGGUAUAAAAAAGGGUUCUGUGGAAUGAUUCAUUGCCCUGUCGUGGUUCUAGCUAGUCUGGUCACUCAGUGCACUUACCUCUAUUGUCUUUUGGUUCCUGACUCGGCUUGUAUUCUGACCCUGCUUUCCUCUCUUGUCCUUUUGACCCGGCUUGUCUCUCGCUUACCUGAUCUCUCGUUCCCUCGACCUCGGCUUGUCUCUGACCAUUCUUUUUGCUCUCUCCUUACGUUAGUCCGGCCACUCUAAGGUCCGGUAUACGUACCUAUCUCCUGUUUGUAUUCUGCGUGUUGGAUCCCUGUCACGAUCCUGACAUUACGACAGGGCCAAUGGAUCCUGCAGGUACAAACUCUCAGGUCGGUUCUCCUGACUCUAGAUUUGAGGCCAUGGAUCAUAGAAUGGACCAGAUGGCUCUAGCUCUGCAAGCAUUGCUAUCUCGUCCUAGUAAUCACUCAGAGGAGAUGCGUACCCUCAUCUAUCUCUCCUAUAAGUACAGGCCUAGAGGUAGCCACAGUGGCUACUUCUUCCCGUGUUACGUCCCCGUCACGCUAUGGCGGCGCUCCUGACACUUGUCGAGGUUUUUUAAACCAGAUAGGUAUUCAUUUUGAGUUACAACCCCACGCUUACCCUACUGACAGGGCGAAGGUUGGAUUUAUUAUUACCUUGCUCAUUGACAAGGCACUUAGAUGGGCUAACCCCCUGUGGGAAAAUGAUAACCCGUUAGUUUAUAACUAUAAUGCUUUUGUCGCUGCAUUUAGGAGAGCUUUUGACCCCCCAGGAAGAAAGGCCAAUGCAGCUAGACUACUGUUACGUCUUAGACAGUAUAACCGAACCCUCGUGGAUUAUGCUUUAGAGUUCAGAUCCUUGGCGGCAGAAGUCAAGUGGAAUGAACAGGCUUAUAUGGACGUAUUUAUGAACGGGUUAUCUGAUGAGAUUUUAGAUGAGGUGGCCACAAGAGAUCUUCCUGAAAAUUUGGAGGAUCUGAUUUCAUUUAUUUCCCGAAUAGAUGAACGUAUGAGACAGAGGCAGAAUAUUCGGGAUAGAACCCGCAGAUCCUCCAUAAGACUAGCUCCCUCAUUUCAGAGUUCUGAUUCUACUACUUUAGCUCUCCCAGAACCUAUGCAAAUAGGUAAUACUCGACUCUCAGAAGAGGAAAGACAGUACAGGAGAAGGGAGGGCCUUUGUAUGUAUUGCGGAAUUAGAGGUCACCUACGCCUAAAUUGCCCUAACCGGCCGGGAAACGCUCGCACCUAAGUUUCUCAAGAGGACAGGCCUUGGGUGUUUCUAUCUUGUCCUCUAUAUAUGAUUAUAAAGAUCAUAGGCUUCUGAUACCUGUUUCUUUAGCUUGGGAAAAGGGAGUACUUAAUGCUAUGGCUUUGAUAGAUUCCGGAGCAGCUGAAAGCUUUAUUGACCAAGCCUUUGUCACUAACCAUUCUAUCCCAUCUCAGCUAAGGGAUACACCCUUGGCCGUUGAGGCCAUAGAUGGUAGACCAUUAUCUGAACCUGUUAUUCUUCGUGAAACCAUACCAAUUAAGUUAACCACUGGUAUCCUUCACGAGGAAAGAAUAUCCCUCAUGCUGAUCUCAUCUCCUUCAGUUCCUAUAGUCUUGGGGUAUCCCUGGCUUAAGAAGCAUAACCCUAUCAUUGACUGGGAAUUGGGUGAGAUAGUCUCCUGGGGUCAGGGUUGCCAGAGAGGAUGUUUGCAGAAAGUCUCACCGAUUUGCAGGGUUGACGCCCCGGUUAACUCUUCCCAAUCUACAGAUUUACAGAUACCGUCGCAGUACCUGGAUUUAAAGGCGGUCUUUGACAAAAGGGGGGCUGAUACUUUACCUCCACAUAGGUCUUUCGACUGUAAAAUUAGACUCCUACCUGGUACUAUGCCUCCGAGGGGUACGGUAUAUCCUUUAUCCACUAAGGAAAACUUAGUCCUAGAGGAGUACAUACGUGAAAACCUAGACAAAGGAUUUAUUAGGAGAUCAUCUUCUCCGGCCGGGGCCGGUUUCUUUUUUGUAGAUAAAAAAGACGGCACUCUACGGCCUUGCAUUGAUUAUCGGGGCUUGAAUAAGAUAACUGUUAGAAAUGCUUAUCCUAUUCCUUUGAUUACUGAGCUCUUUGAUCGACUGAAAGGCUCCAAGAUUUUUACCAAGUUAGAUUUGAGGGGAGCUUAUAACUUGGUGAGAAUUCAGCAGGGAGACGAAUGGAAAACAGCUUUCAAUACCCGUUAUGGCCACUAUGAAUACACGGUAAUGCCCUUCGGGCUUUGCAAUGCACCUGCAGUAUUCCAGGACCUUAUUAAUGAGGUUCUUAGGGAAUUUCAGCAUGAAUGCGUUAUAGUAUAUUUGGAUGAUAUACUAAUACACUCUAGAGAGAUUGAGACUCACCACAGACAAGUCAGAAGGGUACUGCGCAAACUGUUACAACAUGGAUUGUACUGCAAAUUGGAAAAGUGUAGCUUCGACCAAUCUCAGAUAAACUUUCUUGGCUACGUUAUUUCUGGAGACGGAUUUAGGAUGGACCCCAUUAAACUCCAAUCGAUUUUAGAUUGGCCAUUGCCUAGGGGACUCAAGGCCAUUCAGAGAUUUAUCGGAUUCUCCAAUUAUUAUAGGCGCUUCAUUAAAGGUUACUCUUCUAUUAUUGCUCCUAUUACCAAUAUGACUAGACAGGGUGCUGAUACCAAGACUUGGUCUACAGAGGCUCUCUCUGCUUUCAAAACACUCAAAGAACAUUUUGCCUCAGCACCGAUAUUAGUUCAUCCUGACACAUCUUUGCCUUUUCUACUCGAGGUAGACGCCUCGGAGACAGGUAUAGGCGCUAUCUUGUCCCAAAGGCUAGGUUUGGAUAAACCGUUACAUCCAUGUGGGGUUUUUUCCAAGAAAUUAUCUGGGCCUGAAAGUAGAUAUGACAUUGGUGAUAGGGAACUGUUAGCGGUCAUUAUGGCUUUAAAGGAAUGGAGACAUUUGUUGGAGGGGACAUUAUACCCGGUUACUAUUUUGACGGAUCACAAGAAUUUGUCCUAUAUAGGGGAGGCCAAGCGCUUGUCCGCCAGGCAAGCUCGUUGGUCCUUGUUUCUGACACAUUUCAAUUACGUGCUCACUUAUAGACCUGGCUCUAAGAACUCUAAGGCAGAUGCAUUGUCCCGUCAACAUGAACCUUCUACGGUGUCUGAAGCUGCUUUGUCUUCUAUCGUUCCCAAGUGUAAUAUUAUUGCCAACACAUGUGUCAGGAUACACUCGCCGUUGCUUGCUGAGAUCAAGAAAGUACAACAUCUAGCUCCCAAACCUGUUCCUGGGGAUCGAUACUUCGUUCCUCCUGAGCUCCAAGUGGAAUUGCUGCAUUGCUUUCAUGACAGUAAAAUUGCUGGGCACCCCGGCAUACGCAAAACAUGUUCCCUGAUUUCUAAAGAUUUCUGGUGGCCUUCCCUUCGUAAGGAUAUAAGGGAUUUCGUCGGGGCAUGUGCUGUCUGUAUGAAGACUAAGCAACCUCACGCGCUCCCUUGUGGACUUUUGCACCCCUUAGAAAUUCCCGAGAGACCAUGGUCAUGUUUGGCUAUGGACUUCAUUGUCGAUUUGCCUGUUUCUAAAAAACAUACUGUUAUUCUCACGGUGAUUGACAGGUUUACUAAAAUGGCUCAUUUCGUGCCCUUGCCUAAACUGCCCUCGUCUCCCGAAUUAGCUGAGAUAUUCGCGAGGGAGAUUUUUCGUUUACAUGGUAUUCCCUCUGAAAUUGUUUCUGAUAGAGGUUCCCAAUUUGUUUCCCGCUUUUGGAAGUCUUUCUGUUCUCACUUAGGCAUCAAGUUGAAUUUCUCAUCUGCCUAUCAUCCCCAGUCCAACGGAGCUGCCGAACGCACCAACCAAAAGAUUGAACAAUAUUUGCGUUGUUUUGUUUCUGAACACCAGGACGAUUGGGUUGGUCUGAUUCCUUGGGCAGAGUUUGCACACAACAAUCUCGUUUGUGAUUCUACUCGUUCUAGCCCCUUUUUCUUGAAUUAUGGCUUUCAUCCUUCCAUUCUUCCGUCGGUUUCCCCUUCCCAAGGGGUUCCGUCGGUUGAUGUUCAUGUCGCCAAUCUGAGAAAGUUGUGGGAUCAGACUCGACGAAUUCUUCUUCAGAAUUCCAUGGUGUUCAAACGACACGCUGACAAACGGAGACGGGUGGCUCCGGUUUUUGCCCCGGGUGAUAGGGUGUGGUUGAGUACCAGAAACAUCCGCUUGAAGGUUCCUUCCAUGAAAUUUGCCCCUCGUUACAUAGGCCCUUACAAGGUUCUGUGUCGGAUUAACCCGGUUGCGUAUCGUCUUGCCCUUCCGCCUGCCCUGCGCAUCCCUAACUCUUUUCAUGUUUCUUUGUUGAAGCCUUUGGUUUGCAACAGAUUUUCCUCCGCUGAGUCCUCCCCUCUCUCUGUCCAGGUUGAGGGUCAGGAGGAAUAUGAAAUCAAAUCCAUUCUCGAUUCUCGUAUUUCUCGGGGGAAGUUGCAAUAUCUUGUUGACUGGAAGGGGUAUGGGCCUGAAGAGAGGUCUUGGGUGGUCCAUGAAAAUGUGCAUGCCCCUCGUCUCCUCCGGGCAUUUCAUGCUCGUUUUCCGUCUCGCCCCGGUUCCUUCCGCCCGGUGGGCGUUUCUGAGAGGGGGGGUACUGUCAGGUUACCUUUGGUGUCUACCUCGGAGGAGGUUAGACACCUAGACGUCCAUCCUCCCAGGGGGGCUGACUCACCCGAUCCUUGCACUCCUCCCGGUCGUUUACACGCCGGCCGCGAUAGCUCCGCCUCCUUUUAUGACGCGGCGCUCAGUAGCCGACGUCAUGACGGCAAUCACGUUCCGACCCGUCAAUCACGGCAACCAAGUGCCGAACAACCAAUCAGGACCCGUUGGGGGCGGAGCCAACAGUUAAAGAGCCAAGGUAUAAAAAAGGGUUCUGUGGAAUGAUUCAUUGCCCUGUCGUGGUUCUAGCUAGUCUGGUCACUCAGUGCACUUACCUCUAUUGUCUUUUGGUUCCUGACUCGGCUUGUAUUCUGACCCUGCUUUACUCUCUUGUCCUUUUGACCCGGCUUGUCUCUCGCUUACCUGAUCUCUCGCUCCCUCGACCUCGGCUUGUCUCUGACCAUUCUUUUUGCUCUCUCCUUACGUUAGUCCGGCCACUCUAAGGUCCGGUAUACGUACCUAUCUCCUGUUUGUAUUCUGCGUGUUGGAUCCCUGUCACGAUCCUGACAUAUAUACAGUGUGUGUAGUGUGUGUGUAUAUAAUGCAGUGUGUGUGUGUGUUUUCCUGAAGGGAUGUGAUUUGUGUAAAGUGGGGUGGGGGGAGGCAUUUUUUUACUUUAAUUUUUAAUGUUUGUUUUAUUUUAUUUUUUUAAUAUUUAUGUUUAUUUUAAUUUUUAAUAUUUGUUUAUUUUUUUAUGCUUAUUUUUAAUAGUUAUAUUUUAUUAUUUUUGUUGUCCCCCCUCCCUGCUUGUUACCUGGUCAGGGAGGGGGGAUAUGACAGUCCCUGGUGGUCCAGUGGCAUUGGCUGAUCUGGGGGGGGCCGCAGGUAGCGUUUACUUACCUCCCCUCCAGCUCCCAGUGUAAAUCUUGCGGCCCUUAGUGCUUGACGGCCGCGGGUCUCGCGAGACUUACACUGGCUAGCUGGAGGAGCUGCAGGGGAGGUAAGUAAACGCUGCGCCCCCCCCCCCCCCAGGACCGCCGGGCUUGUAAUGAGCCUGGCGGACCUGGGAGGUAUUAUCAGCAAUAUCGGUAUCUAUAUGGGCUGAUACCGAUAUUGCCGAAAAUACCGAAUAUCGGCCGACUAUAUCAGUAAAACCGAUAAUCGGUCGAUCCCUAGUGGAAUGAAUGGAAUGUAUUUGCAGAUGAUAGACUGCACGGAAUUCUGAGUAAUUAGUCUUUUUCCUUUGCAGGUUACCGUGUGUACCUGAUAGAUGGCGAGUAUCCUGCGAGCUCACACAUGGUUUUGGACCAUGAAACCUACAUCCUAAAUCUAACUCAGGCCAAUGCUAAGGUGACGGAGGAGCCUUCUUGGACCCUGCUUUACAGCGCUGUAAAAACCUACGGCAUGAAGUCUGCCUACCCGUCAGACUGGGAUAACCUCAUCCACCGCUUCCUGCAGGACGAACGGCUCUUCCAGACAUUCUGGUAUCUGUACCACAAGGGCCAUGUGGAGGAGGUGUGUAAAGAGAGCUGUAAGAGCACCCUCCUGUGCACACUGCGCUCCGCUCGAUCGGACGACACCCAGCUCUGCAAGGAUUUGAAGUUUGCCCAGAAUUCAGACUGGAAGCCCAAACGCUACUGCUGAGGAAAGAGACUGUCGUUUGGGUCUGUAAAUGCUACCACACCAAGACUGUAUAUUGACUGAGCCCUGUCUCCGUAUAUAAACCCCACCCCGGACUGACCGCAGGCAACAAAAAUCUACAGUAACAUAAUGAGAGAAUCACAUUCUGCCGGAAUAGAAAGAAAACCCUGUAAUCCGCACCCCAAACACACAGCGCGGUAAGAAUGGACACUACGCCAACUGUGCCAGGGCCUGUAAUGUGUGGCAUCAGGGAUCCCGUCUCUUUAACUAUAAUCAAUAGAGCGGGUAUGGCCACUGGACAGCUAUGGAUAGAAAGAGCUUUUUCCAGAAUUCUCUGCUGCACUCAGAUGAACUAACGUGUGAAAGGAUUGUGGGAAUCGAUGUUUAAAAACUAGAGAGCACUAGAGUGUGUGUCUACCCUGCAUAAUAUGUGUACAGUGCGUGUACACGGGAUAAACUAUCUGUACACUGUCCGUGUGUACACUGGAUAAUAUCUAUACAGUGUGUGUACACGGUAUAACAGUCUACAGGGGGUUAAUGGACAUUCUAUAGAGCUUUUAUCAUGUUGUAUAUGGGUUCUAUGUGGUGUGAACGUGUUAGGGGGGAUUUGAGGUUUACAAUCACAGAACUGUAUUAAGUUAAAGCUAAUUGCACUCCAAGAUUAACAAUGUAUAACGUUUUAUAGCAAUUCCACAAUGAUCACUGUAACAAUCAAUAGUGGAUCCCAAUUCCAUCUUCUCUGCCAAAUCUGUGUAAAAACAGAUCUUUCACUGCAAAAGCAAUGAGAGAAUCUGUCUACGUGCCCCACACAGACGGCAUCUUUAAUUUAAAUUAUUUAUUAUUAUUAUAGAAGAAGAUAAUGUUUAAAUAGCAUGAGGUCACUUUAAAUGGGGUAUCCUGCUUUAUUGAACCACGGACAGCUGAUGGCAGGAACUUUGUAUUAAGAAACGCAGCAUUUUAGGUUAAAAUAAAUCGGACUGAAGUCAUUAGAGUGAGUUUAAUAGCAAGUCUGCGUUCAGCUCGGAACGCAUAGAUGGUGACAUGGAGAUUGACAGGACUGACACCGAAUAACGUCGUUACAAGCCUCUGGAUUAAUCUUGAAUGACUAACACUGGAGCCAAUGUCUGUUUUUAUGGUGAGAACUGGAAUAAAUGGGUGCCAUUUUGUCUCUACGCCUGCCUUUCGCUGGUCGGAGUGCUCUGUGCCUUUACCAUGAAAUGCCCGAGAUUUUCUUUAUCUGGAUCAUGAACCUCAGAAAGUUCCAACACAGAAUCUAAACCCGGAAAUGGAACUCCGCACACUUGGAACAACAGAGCCAAACGGUGGCUGUGUAACGAGACAUUCCUGUGUGUUGGGUUUGGCUGUACUGAGAUGGCACACACGCUUGUUUAAUAAUAAAUGGAAAGCGUGGGCCGUGUACAAAUGUACCAUUUCUGGAUUUCGAUUUGGCUGGUAAAUAUUUAAACAUUCUAACUCCUCAUCAUCAUCAGCUCAUUUAUAAAGCACCAACAUAGAGCAGCGCACAUUAUCACACGGUAAGCAUGAGAUCAGGGGCAGUGAACGGCAAGCUCUCACCAUGUGCCGUGGUGUGCAUAUCAACGUGGCUGUAGAUGUUUCAAACUGGAAAUAUCGCUGGCGUUGAAAUUCACAGUGAACACGUUAGUGAAUAAUCCAGGCAGUGAUUAUUCCAGCCCCGUUGCUGCUCUGGAAUAUGAAACACUGGGAGUUCCUUAUAUUCACAUUAUAUUCUGUACAGGAACGCUCCGGCACAUAAAGCACCUCAGCUUGCUGAGAGUCUGUCAUUUAGAAAUCAACAGUUUUAUAACUCCCUGGCUCUCGUUUAGACAGCCAGGGAGGAUUUCUUCUAUUGGCUUCACAGAAUUAAUGGGAAUGGCCUUCCUCUCCUCUCCGUAAUCUGUACUACAACUCACUGGGAAGCUGUGCUCGCAGGCCUGUAGCGUUUGCAAGCUGGGUUUUGUAUUAGCCCCCCCACCAAAAACAGCAGGAAUAAAAUGCAUCCGUGGUUUCUUUGGGGGUGAAUCAACUAAAUAAUCGUUAGAAUAUUAAUUUAACCCCUUAAGGACACAGCUUCAGAAGUAAAAAGGAAUCAUGAUGGACAACUUUCGGCUUGUGUCCUUAAGGGGUUAAAGAAUAUAACGCAAACAGAAUGCUUCAGGAAAAUAACUUUCAGCAAUAAGAUGGAUGAUACUUUGUGUGUUAUUACUCUCUGUAACAUAGAACCAAUAAAGACUAAUUAAGCUAACGAGGAAGUGAAGUCCCCGUGUUCCCGGAUGCGAGUCAGCUGCUGUACUAUGAUUCUGUUAUGAUGUCAGUAACGGUAUGGGUGCUAAUUAACAUACAUAUUAUUGCCGGACACCGUGACGCUAUACCACGUCUUCAUUUUACACUAGAUGUCUAUUAUAAAUGGAGUAAUGAUUGUCAUUGGGACCAGUCUGUCAGGGCACUGGCUGAUACAAGAGCAUGCACUCCCUAGCCAGUCCUUAUGGAUUAUAACAACAGCAAGGUCACUAAGCAAGGCCAAUCCAUUUGCUCCACGGAUAUGAGUGGAGUAACAUACAGGCACACACUGAUAGAUAGACAUACAGGUACACACUUAUAGAUAGACAUACAGACGCACACUGAUAGACAUACAGGCACACGCUGAUAGACAUACAGGCACACGCUGAUAGACAUACAGACACACACCGAUAGACAUACAGGCACACACUGAUAGACAGACAUACAGACACACACCUAUAGACAUACAGGCACACACUGAUAGAUAGACAUACAGACACACACUGAUAGACAUACAGACACACACCGAUAGACAUACAGGCACACACCGAUA
This is a messenger RNA of Pelobates cultripes (western spadefoot toad), 12138 nucleotides long. The record is from the annotation of a GenBank genome assembly. NCBI's taxonomy places the organism in Eukaryota, Metazoa, Chordata, Amphibia, Anura, Pelobatidae.